Tachyglossus aculeatus (Australian echidna) is the source of this 1676-nucleotide messenger RNA. It is a transcript of the gene FMOD, whose product is annotated as fibromodulin. The transcript is spliced from 3 exons. Gene Ontology annotation, molecular function: protein binding. The record is from RefSeq and is a predicted model, not a curated record. Bases 47 to 1165 code for a protein of 372 amino acids. Lineage: Eukaryota; Metazoa; Chordata; Mammalia; Monotremata; Tachyglossidae.
CGGGAAGAUUUUUCUAAGACACAACUCUUCAGGCACAGCAGACAGGAUGCAGUGGGUGACCCUCCUGAUCGUGGCUGGACUCUUCACAUUCUCUCAGGCCCAGUAUGAUGAUGACCCACACUGGUGGUACCAGUACCUGCGCAGCCAGCAAUCCACCUACUAUGACCCCUACGAGCCCUACGAGCCGUACGAGCCCUAUGCCGUGGAGGAGGGCCCGGCCUACCCCUACGGCAGCCCGCCUGCCCCAGAGAGCCGGGACUGCCCCCAGGAGUGUGACUGCCCCCCGACCUUCUCUACGGCCAUGUACUGUGACAACCGCAACCUCAAGUACCUGCCCUUCGUCCCGUCCCGCAUGAAAUACGUCUAUUUCCAGAACAACCAGAUCUCCGCCAUCCAGGAGGGUGCCUUCGAUAAUGCCACAGGCUUGCUCUGGAUUGCCCUCCAUGGCAACCAGAUAACCAGUGAGAAGGUGGGCAAGAAGGUCUUCUCCAAGUUACACCACCUCGAAAGGCUCUACCUAGACCACAACAACCUGACCAAGGUGCCCGGUCCCCUACCUCGCUCUCUCCGAGAGUUCCACCUGGCCCACAACAAGAUAUCGCGGGUGCCCAACAACGCCUUUGAAGGUCUGGAGAACCUCACAGCCCUGUAUCUCCAACACAACGAGAUCCAAGAGGUGGGGACGGCCCUGCGGGGUCUCAAGUCUCUGAUUAUGGUGGACUUGAGCCACAACAACCUGCGAAAGGUACCCGACGGGCUGCCAUCGGCCCUGGAGCAGCUCUACCUGGAGUACAACAACGUCUACACGGUCCCCGAUGCGUACUUCAAGGUGUCCCCCAAGCUGCUCUACGUACGGCUGUCCCACAACAGCCUCACCAACGCCGGCCUCUCCUCCAACACGUUCAACUCCAGCAGUCUCCUCGAGCUCGACCUCUCCUACAACCAGCUGCAGAAGAUCCCACCAGUUAGCACCAACCUGGAGAACCUCUAUCUCCAAGGCAACCGGAUCAAUGAGUUCUCCAUCAGCAGCUUCUGCACCGUGGUGGAUGUCAUGAAUUUCUCCAAGCUUCAGGUGCUGCGACUGGAUGGCAACGAAAUCAAGCGCAAUGCCUUGCCCGUUGACGCGCCCCUCUGCCUCCGCCUCGCCAGUGUCAUUGAGUUCUGAGUCUGCCCCACCCCGGGGCCGCCUCUGCCUCAGGGAACUGGGUGGGGGUAGGGGGGAACCCGGCUGGAUGAUCUGGGCUGGAAAGCCCCAGCGUUUACUGUGGGGAAGGUCUCCCCAGUCCUAACCCCUCUAGCUUGAUAUGGUUUUGGCUUUUGCAGGAUUAGGCCCCAGUGGAUUCCCAAGCCCCUCCCUACAAUCUCUCUUCCUAUUGACUGCAUGUUCCUCCCCCAACUGUUCAAUCCAGUUGUGCAACCCCAAGUCCUAGGGACCAGUCAAGAGAAACAAGCCAUCCCAGAGAGAAUUCAGGCCUGGAGACUCACCAGUAGCCUGCCCUUUUCUGGAGAGGUGAGUGGCUUAGGGGCAGAACAGUCCAUCACUAAAUUCUGCUUUUUACUGCUCCCUGAAGCCCUUCCCCAAAGUGCUCUCACACAGGCUCUCACCAGCUCCCAAUAGCGUCCACUCCACAUCUCCCUCCAAGCUACUCUCUAUGGCCUGACACCAGGAUAAUUGG